AUGCUGGUCGUCUCUUUCAUAAUACCGGGUCUUUAUUUAGGUCAGUUCCACCGGAUUUAUGAGGACGAUACUAUUUGCCACAAUGUGGUCGUCGAGUACCCGGACACGGAGAAGUUCAACGAUGGGGUGUGCUCUGUGUUACUACAAGUCGAUCACUAUGGAAGACGCCACGACCAUAGUCCACACACACGUGUCUCGUUCUGA
Messenger RNA from Trichoderma harzianum CBS 226.95, 204 nucleotides. RefSeq lists its product as hypothetical. Bases 1 to 204 code for a protein of 67 amino acids. The transcript has a single exon. The record is from RefSeq and is a predicted model, not a curated record. Lineage: Eukaryota; Fungi; Ascomycota; Sordariomycetes; Hypocreales; Hypocreaceae.